AUGAUUGGCGAUUUGGCUCUCAUGUGCCCUGAAUUCAUUCAACCAGAAGAUAUCAGCUGGAUUAAGCCUCAGUUGGUUUCCAUUUUGAUAAACAUGACAACUAGGAGGUAUAUGGGGCAUAAAAUAACAAUUAGACCAAAUGCAAAGUUGAGUGCUUUAUUCUUGCAAAGAGAGAAGAUGUCAUGGGGGAGUUUCUCAAGUAAAGUGAAAUCAGCUAUUUUCAAAGAGAGAACCUUGAAGAGAAAAAAAAAAUGA
Lactuca virosa is the source of this 255-nucleotide messenger RNA. The record is from the annotation of a GenBank genome assembly. Lineage: Eukaryota; Viridiplantae; Streptophyta; Magnoliopsida; Asterales; Asteraceae.